AGUCUUAAUGAGAGCACCAGAAGCAGAGUAAUCAUCAUGUAUGACAUCGCUUGUCUAUUAGCACACCAUUUGAAGGAAAGCCUCUUGGAAGGUGUUGAUGUUGCCAUACCCAUAUUCCAUUGCUAUGGGCACAAGGCAUCAUGCCAGAUCCAAUACAGUCCAAGAAGGAUCAAGGGAACUGGAUUGACAGAUGGUGAAGGGGUGGAAAGGUUAUGGUCCUUUCUGCGUAGGUUUUCCUCUGUCACUAAAGAAAUGAGUGCUCACAAGAGGACAGAUGUUUUGACUGAUGGGCUUCUUCACUAUGCCCAACAUUUGUAUCACAAAUUUGGUGUUACUCUAAAAGCAAAGUUUGCUAGGGCAGAAACUCUUCUACAUGAUGUAAGUGCAAAGCUUGAGGAACUCACUGAAAAACUUCCAGGUAUACAUUUUAAACUUUUU
Molecule: messenger RNA, 438 nt
Organism: Stylophora pistillata
Lineage: Eukaryota; Metazoa; Cnidaria; Anthozoa; Scleractinia; Pocilloporidae
Source: RefSeq, a predicted model, not a curated record